AUGGCCCUAACCACGCAGAAAAGCCCUCGCAACCCGGACGACUUCCCCACCACACAGCUCUUUCUCCUGGCCAUUGUCCGUCUGGCAGAGCCCAUCGCCCUCACAUCCAUCUUUCCCUAUGCCUGGGCGCUCGUCAAGAGAUUCGAAAUCGGCAACGCUGAAGAUGCCUCGUUCUACGCCGGCCUCCUCAUCUCCUCCUUCUCCCUCGCGGAGGCCCUGAUGGGCAUGUACUGGGGCGGUCUCUCUGACCGCGUCGGAAGGAAACCCGUACUGCUCCUGGGCUGCAUCGGCACCAUGUUCAGCAUGGUUAUGGUCGGCUUCGCCUCCAAUAUCUGGAUCGCCCUCGUCGGCAGAGCCAUCGGCGGUCUCCUCAACGGCAACAUCGGUGUCAUCCAGACCAUGGUUGGUGAAUUGGUGACCAAGCCUGAGCAUGAGCGUAAGAAUUUCCCUUCCUCGCUCUCCAUCAUGUCUCAUGCUAAUUUCGUAGCCCGUGCUUUCUCCGUCAUGCCCUUCGUGUGGUCCAUUGGCACCAUCAUUGGCCCCUUCAUUGGCGGCACCUUUGCCGACCCCCACGAUGCGUUCCCCGCGUUGUUCCCCGCCGAUGGCUUGUUCUACCGCUACCCGUACCUUCUGCCCAACCUCGUUUGCGCUGCUCUCCUGCUUGUCAGCAUCAUUCUGGGCUACUUCCUGCUGGAGGAAACCCACCCUGACAUGCAGCCCCGUGUCUUCCUCCCGGAUGACACCUACGCCUCCGAGGAGACUCCCUUGCUGGAGACGUCGGAUGCCAUGAAGAGACCCGCCGUUGACCUGAGAGAUGACAACUACGGAACGGUCCGCGGCCGCAGCCAGAGGGCUUCCGAGAAGAAGGCGGAUCAGCCAUACAACAUCUACACCAAGCCCAUCGUGUCCUUGAUCCUCGCCCUUUGCAUCUUCACCUACCACUCGAUGACCUACGACCACCUCCUGCCCAUCUUCUUCGAGGAUGACCGCGCCAUCGCCAACCCGAUGUCCAUUCUCACCUCCCCGACGAGCCCCUUCUACACGCCUGGUGGUCUUGGUCUCUCGCUCCGUGCUGUGGGCAUGAUCAUGGCCGUCAACGGUGUCAUUGCGCUGUUUGUUCAGGCCGUCAUUUUCCCAUUCGCCGCCGAGAGACUGGGUGUCUACCGCCUGUUCAUCAUUGUCACCGUGUUGCACCCGGUCGCCUACGUCAUGGUCCCGAGCCUGCUCUUCCUCCCCGAGUCAUUGUUGUACGCCGGCAUCUACUUCUGCUUAGCCGUCCGCAACGUCCUGUCGAUCAUCCUCUACCCGCUGCUCUUGAUCUUGAUCAAGGAGGCUACUCCCACUCCCAAGGCUCUCGGCAAGGUCAAUGGCUUGGCCGCUAGCGCCGCUGCUGGAUUCCGCAUGAUUGCCCCUCCCGUCGCCGGCUGGCUGUACACUUAUGGAAGCAGGGUCGACUGCACCGCGCUGGCAUGGUACGGCAGUGCCGUCGUCGCCAUCAUCGGUGCUGUCCAGUGCUUCUCCGUGAAGCGUGAGCGCAAGUAUGAGGCGAGCGAGGAGGACGCUCAGCCCUGCCUGCGCAAGAAGGAGUCCCGGGUCACUAUCACGGAGACGUUCUCAGACGAUGAGUAA
Messenger RNA from Colletotrichum spaethianum, 1629 nucleotides. RefSeq lists its product as uncharacterized. Gene Ontology annotation, molecular function: transmembrane transporter activity. Bases 1 to 1629 code for a protein of 542 amino acids. Gene Ontology annotation, biological process: transmembrane transport. The record is from RefSeq and is a predicted model, not a curated record. The transcript is spliced from 2 exons. Lineage: Eukaryota; Fungi; Ascomycota; Sordariomycetes; Glomerellales; Glomerellaceae.